Messenger RNA from Suricata suricatta (meerkat), 1883 nucleotides. It is a transcript of the gene FAM217A, whose product is annotated as family with sequence similarity 217 member A. The record is from RefSeq and is a predicted model, not a curated record. NCBI's taxonomy places the organism in Eukaryota, Metazoa, Chordata, Mammalia, Carnivora, Herpestidae. Bases 141 to 1511 code for a protein of 456 amino acids. The transcript has 5 exons.
CAUCAAGCCGUUCGCCCCGCACGCCGAGGGGCCCGGGCCUCGGGGCAGCAGCGCCUUCGGAGACGACGCUGACGACAACACGUGGGCCUGCGGCGCCGUGGGGAUUUUAAGGAAACAGAGAUGCAAAGUGGGAAGAAGAAAUGGAGAGAACAGCAGCAUCACCCUGCGUGCGUCCAGCAUCUCACACGAGAACUUGUCUCACUGGAAUUUGGAUUCAGAAGUACCUGUUCCUGAAAAUAAAAAUCUCCCAGCUGGAAAGGAUAGUGCAGCACGUGAAUAGCAAGCAGGGGAUAUUUCAAUUAUGGAGUUAUCCUCUUAAUGAAGGAAGUACCAUGGAGAAGAGGGAUUUCAAAAAAUCUUCAGUGGAAACUGGCUUUAAUGUAACCAAUAAUCCCAUAAGGCUCUUCACUCUGAACCACUCACUUGUGACAAGUGCUUCAGUUGAGAAACAAGUUGGUUCUUCUCCUGGACUGCAGAUACCAUCAGGUCUCUGCUGGCCCUAUGCUGAUGGAGACUUUUUCAAGGACAGAAAUGAGCCUUAUGUUAAUUUAUGUUCGACUACAGAAAACAACAGUGGUGAAACUUUACCUGCUCCAACUUGGAACUUGAAAUAUGGAAACAGCAGGGUGGAAGAAAACUUAACAGAUGAAAGUGAUUUAUCAGAAAAUGAAAAAGCAAGUGAUAGUUUGCUCAGCUAUUUCAAGAAGAUGGACCUGAACUUAAAGCCAGAAACAAUAGUAAACGUUGAGGAAUCUUUCACAGAGGAACCAAGUGAAGUAUUUCCAUAUCCUGAUUUUCUCCCUUCUCCUUUCAAUACUCUGGACUUGCACAAAUUAGCCCUCUCAAAAUCUGAAAAUUGGAAAGCAACAGUGGAACUUCCAGAAAGCUCUGUUGAACGUCUGAUAACUCGUUUACUAGAAAUGGAAAGAUUACAACACAUGACUAUCCAAAAAGAGAGGCCUCGACUACAAACUACCUUCUGUACUCCAGCAGCUACUGAACGACCCUCUUCCUCCAAAGCUAUGACCAAAGUGAGACAGCCCAAACUUUCGGAUCCUUUGAGUCUUCAGACGACUUGCGUAGAUAAAAGUCGUGAAAAAAGAAAAAGCAAUUCUGGAUCUUGUAAGCUCGAACAAAAUGCCUCAAAAUGGAAUUGGAAAGAUGCUGGCAAAUAUAAAUGGAAUCCUAGACCAACGUCUCUAAAAAGCCCAUCUACCACCAAACAGUUGAAUGCAACUUGUGAUGACUUGAGGAAUCUCACAAGCUGUAUUUUAAGUCCAUGCCAAGAACUCUCAGCCAAGCCUCCUACUUCCCAAACAACUCAGUCAUUGGUUAAAAUGGUCUCAACAAGAUGUCUGCCAUCAAAGUCUCCAAUACCAGGCUCAUGUAUCCCUCUGUCUUUUCCCGAAAAUCAGAGGGAAGAAAUUAAGGCACCAAGGACAAAAAGGAAACUUUAUCAAAAAACCAUAGCACUGAACAGACCAUUCUAUAUCCAGAAGCUAAACUGUUAAUCACCUUCCUUUACAGCUAAGGAUAAGUGUUCACCCAUAGACCAAAAAUAACUUUUCUUUCACACAUCUCAAUGUGAGCAAAUCUGUUUCCAAGAAGCUUGGCUAAAAUGUGGUUCAUCAUUCCGAGAUACAGGUAUUACACACAUGCAUGAGUAACUUGAUGUGAUGUGGAGUGGAAUUUGUAAAAAUCACUACUGAGAUGUGUAAAUAUAAAUCCAAGGGCUUCCAUGCUGACAUAUUUGACAGUCUUUUGCAUGUUAUGUUUCAGAGGAAUGUUUCACUUCGUAAACUGUUCUAGUCAAAAGACUAUUCUCUUUUGCUGUGAUUGUUUCCCAGUGUAAUUCCAUCAUCAAUAAAUGCUAAAUCAACUUA